Molecule: messenger RNA, 3566 nt
Organism: Xiphophorus hellerii (green swordtail)
Lineage: Eukaryota; Metazoa; Chordata; Actinopteri; Cyprinodontiformes; Poeciliidae
Product: anosmin-1-like
Exons: 14
Coding region: 198-2144 (648 amino acids)
Biological process (GO): neuron differentiation
Cellular component (GO): cell surface; extracellular region
Molecular function (GO): peptidase inhibitor activity; protein binding
Source: RefSeq, a predicted model, not a curated record
GACACAUUUUUACCAUGAAAUCAGUGUUGUAAUUUUCGUUGUGUGGCACACACCUCUCCACACUGUGAUCACAGAAAGCCCCUCAGCAUCCAGACCCUGACGGUGCCCCCCUGUGUAGCUCCACCCUUCGCUGGAAGCUUCCUGUUCGGCUUUCUGAUGCUCAGAUCCGCUCGCUUCUCCUCGGAGCAGGAAGGAAGAUGCCGAGGCUGAGCAGAGGCACCUGGAUGAGCUCGGUUCUGCGGAUCGCUGUGCUCUGUGGCAGUGGUGUGUGUGCUGGAGAACGGUACGCUGAUGCCGAUGAAGGGGAUUCUGGGUCAGAAAGUGUGUUCGGGGCAAGGUGUGUGUCCCGCUGCCUGAGCCUGCACAGCGUGGCUGCACCCCUUACUCCCCUGCAGGGUAACGGGUCGCUGGGUUGGUGCCGUAGUAACAAACCCUGCUCACUGUGCCUGGAGCCAUGCAUGCAUGACUGGAAGGUGAAGAAGAGAAGCAACUGCAGAGAACUUUGUGAGCAGGUAUUUCAGAGGAUGCAGUGGGAGUGCGUGGCCAGUUGUCACUUCCUCCACUCAGUCCUGGCAGCGAAGCAGGGCCGCUGUCCGCCACCAGAGGGAGCCAGUGGGUUCGCAGCUGCGUGCAUCGAAAGUUGUGACCAUGACAAGGAAUGCUCUCUGCAGAAGAAGUGCUGCUUCAAUGGUUGUGGACACACCUGCCAGCCUCCCACAGACCUAUACAAGGGCGUUCCUCUGAAACCAAAGAAGGACCUGAGCUUUGAGGAAUCUCCCUCUGGGCGCCUGACCGUCGGCUGGUCGUCCCGUUUGAACGUCUCUGCCGAGCCAGUGGUCUACAUUCUGCAGAGGAGGUGGAACGUUGGCGUCCGGCCCAGUGAGGACACCGCCACCCCCUGGGAGGAAGAGACUCAGACCACAGAGUUGGGGGCGAGUCUGUCUGACAGCCGGCCUGGUCGUUGGUACCAGUUCAGAUUGGCGGCUGUAAACCUCCGUGGGACCAGAGGUUUCACCACUCCAAGCGAACACAUCCGCUCUAGCAGAGACCCCUCCGCUCCGCCGGCCCCGUCUGAGCUGAGAGUUGCCGACAUGAACUUUGGCCCCGGCAGACUAGUGAGAGCGAGGGUCGUCUGGGACGUUCCGACAGACCUGGAUGUUCCCGUCCACCACUACAAGGUCAGCUGGAGCUGGACAGCAGCUGGACACUCGUCCAUGACCAAGAGGAGGAAGACAGUCAGAGAGAACCAGGUGGAGCUGAGCAGCAUGAGGUCCGACAGGAAGUACAGCGUGGAGGUCCAAGGUGUGUCCCAGUGGGGACAAACAGAGCUCAAGGGUCCUCCAGCUGUCCUCCAUUUCAUCACCCAGAAGACUUUCGGUCCUGCGCCACCACGUCCCGCAGGCGCCGUUCUGGACGUCGGGACUCCGUUCUACCAGGACGGCCAGCUACGUGUUCAUGUUUGCUGGCAGACCAGUUCGGAUCCUUCGGUUGAAUUCUACAAACUUCACUGGGGACCCGAAAGCUGCACACACAACCUUACCAAGCCCACGGAGAAGACCAGAACGAGGAAGAACUUUGUCAGUCUGCAAGGUCUGCUCUUCUCCUGCAAGUACAAAGUCGUUCUGCAGCCAGUCAGCUCAAAGAGUCGUCCUCCAGCAGAAAGCUCCAGUUUCUCAACUCCUUCCUGUUCCGGCAUCCAGGCUAAGAGCCCCAAACUCAUCCACUGUCCUGGAGAGGCGGCUGAGCCGCCAGAGUUCAUCCGCAUGAAGGUCGUUAACCUGACGGCGUCGUUUCGAGCUCACCGCGACAACGUGUCGGCCAUCUUUAGCUGGGAUUUGGCCACGACUCUUUCCAACCAGCAGCUGCUUGGUUACCAGGCGACAUGGACGGAGGUUGCUUCGCCCAGACGCCACAGCAGCAGGAAGUUACCUCACAGCCUGAUCUCUCAGUCUCAGAUCUUACCUCCGGACGGUAAUGUUCUGGUUGUACCAGGCUUGCAGCCCGCCAGCGUGUACCGCCUGGAGGUUCGGGUCAUCUCAGCCGAGGGCGAAGGCCCUGCAACCAGCCGCACCUUUCAGACUCCUGGGCACCAGAGCAUCCCAAAGCAAAUCAGGAUUCCGGCUCGGGAACGAUCGCCGCACUAGUCCAAGUCCCUACUAGUCUCCGAGUCCCAGCCUGCACGGCCUCAACCCCCUAACGUAGCAACAACGAAGACCUGACUGAGGGAAGAAGGAGGAUUUCAGGAUCCGGCCGAAUCAGCUGUCGAGCAUGGUGGUCAGUAUUUCAAAGUUUCACGGGGUUUAACCUUUCAGCUCAAAAUCAUCCUCUUAUUUAUGGGACUCCACAGCCAACCGGUUCCUUACAUUUACACAACGAGAUGAGGAACAAAGUCUGAAAAAUCAAAUAUGUAACCUUUUUCGUAUUCUUACCCAAAACCUGCAAAGUUUUAAACAGAAAUGUCAGACUUCUGAAAAAUGCGUUCAUUAUUUAUUUAUUUAUUGCACUCAAUACUUGGUGGGAUCUUCUUUUGCACAAAUUGCUGCGUGACUUCAGCCGAGCACAGAGCAGAUCAGCCUGCGAUGCCACUGAGGUGUUCUGGUUGAGUUUUUGCCUUUUUGUUCUCCCCGUGAGCCAUAAUCACCAAAAUUACAAGAAAUAAAACUUGCAAAAAAUAUAUAGAGAGAAUAAUGAAUCUGUGUUUCUUUCAUAGAUUCAUUGCUCAAAAAUAUGAAACUUCUACACAAUAUUUGAAUUUGUGUCCAGAAUGUGAUCUUGGAGUGAACGUUUAAUAAAUAAUCCAGGAGCCACGAUGUGUAUUUAUGUGCAAUCAUUGCUUUUUCUAAGGCAUAAAUACAGCAAAGAGGAUUUUGACAACAGAAGAAAUGAAAUGAAUACAUAAAACAGGAAGAUGAACACAAAAUAUGAAAUUACCUUAAAUGUGUGAAAAAGCAGCAAAGCUUGGUGAUUAUGCCAGACUGGUGAUAAAACAGAUUUUUGUUUCUGACGUAACUGUUCUGUAGUGUUUCUUAGUUACACAUGAAUGUAUGAAUAUUAGAUACAACCAGUGACUCAGCGGUCUCCAUAGUAACCAGACAGAAAACCAUCAGGAUGUGAUGCCGCUGAUUGGAGCUUUCGAACCUGCAGCCACUGAUUGAUGCAAAAAAUGUCAAUUUAAAGCAAAUUCUGGUUCUGACAUUUGGAUGAAGAAGGUCCAACCUCAAACUAGCUACAGUAGCCGGUGCGCGUGUCGGUGUGUGUGUGUGUCUGUGUGUGCAUGCUGGUACGUUUUCAUGAAUUGUGUUUUUUGGAGCAAAUGUCCCCCCUGUUGUAAAAUCCAGGAAGCCAUCCGUAGAUCGUGCGUCGCUCCGACACCGUAUGAAAAGUCUGUUCGUGUUGUUUGCAAAUAUCUCAAAGGUUUUUGAACACAUGAAAGUCGUUCUGCCUCCUGGAAACAUAUAGCCUGUGUGAAAAUGCUGCUUUUCCAUCAGAAGUCAAUUUUAUGCACCGAUAUGAAUCUGUUUUAUGUGUUUAAAAAAAAAAUAAAAAAUUAAAACUGUUUAAAUACA